This is a messenger RNA of Homarus americanus (American lobster), 2012 nucleotides long. RefSeq names its product 2-oxoglutarate-dependent dioxygenase htyE-like. The transcript is spliced from 8 exons. The record is from RefSeq and is a predicted model, not a curated record. Lineage: Eukaryota; Metazoa; Arthropoda; Malacostraca; Decapoda; Nephropidae. Gene Ontology annotation, molecular function: dioxygenase activity. The coding region runs from base 7 to 1206 and encodes 399 amino acids.
GCUGCCAUGCACAGGCCAACCGGCCUAUUGCAGACUACUUAUGUUCUUAUGUUCUUAUGUUCUUAUAGCAGUUUGUUAAAAAUAUUCGCUUUCCAUUUAUGCUUUGGUUUUAGCUCUUGUCUACUAGAUAACGCAACAAUCGGGGAACUGAAGAAAAAUAAGAUCGUCAUGCUUAUUUCUUGGCCACAACCCACCUCGGUCUGCAGGCUCGGCUGUGUGGUUGCCUCACUCACACCCGAGCACCGGUACCAACAGAAGAUGGAGGGCAUUACACCCGGCAGAAGGAUCCCACUGGUGGACCUGGGCCAACUAGGUCUGAUGCAUGACGAGGAGCCCAGUCAGGAGGAGUGGCAGCGGGUGGCACGACAGCUGCACGACGCCUUCACUGACAUUGGCUUCGUGUACCUCACCAACCACGGCGUGUCUGACGACCAGAUGGACCACCUCUUCAAGUCAAGUGCCACCUUUUUCAACCUGGACGAGGAGACGAAGAUACGCUACCAGAGAGACCCAGAGAAACAGCAGGGAUACGUGGCAGUAGACAGAGAAACAUUGGAUACAAAGGAAAUGUCUCAUGAGCUGCGCGAGGCCUACGAUCUGAGUAGAGUUGAUGGACUUUUCCCUGAUGUGGAGGUUCCAUCUCUCAGACCAGCCGCGGCAUCCUUUUACAAGUCCUGCACAACCCUCACCAACAGGCUCCUUAUUGCCCUGGCUCACAGCCUCGGAUUAGAACGGAACUUAUUCACCUCGGCUCACAAAGGCUUAUGCAAAGACAAUAAUUUGACUUGUCUGCGUCUGCUGCACUACCCGCCUGUCCCCGACACCAUCCCGGAGAACACCAUCCGCUGUGGAGCCCACACUGACUACGGCACCAUUACGCUACUCUUCCAGGACAACAUGGGUGGCCUCCAGGUACGUGAACGCGGAGGGUCAUGGGUGGAGGCAGUCCCUGUGCCCGGCACCAUCCUGGUAAACGUGGGUGACCUCCUACAGUUCUGGACAGCCGACAAGUUCCUCGCCACGGAGCACCGGGUGUUGAUCCCCAAAGAGGAGCUGCAACGGAAGGCGUCUCGUCACUCUAUCGCCUUCUUCAUCAACCCUGACAACUCAGUUCUCAUUAAGCCCCUCGAUGGCUCCAGCAGCCACCAGCCCAUCACGGUCAAGGACCACCUAUUCUACAAGCUCAGGAAGUCCCACAACUACUAACAACUUCCUUAGGACUGCGAUCUUCUCCACGGCUAACUGCCACUACUUGGAGAAGUUGGGUAACCGUUAAUGACAUUCAGUUUAUGUUGAGGCCUGCACCCCAGGAAGGUUCAAUACACCUACACCUACAUGAUACAGUGUUAUCAACUCAUUUUUUUAGAAAUUUAAUCAGGAAAUAGUUAAACAAAAAUUAUUAUUGACCUGUGCCCUGGUGGGCUAAUCCUAUUAAAAAUCUGAAGGUGGCCUGGUGCUGAUGUGCAAUCUUAUCUCAUAUGGGUUCGAUAUUGCUUCACUUUGGGAGGAAGCUAACUUUUGUUCGGGACUGCAAAGUAUGUUUGUACUGUACAUACAUACAUACUACUAAGAGUGACAAGUAUAUAUUUCUUUGUGUUUCCUUAAAUGUUACCUUAUUGCUUAUUAUUCUAAAAUAUUCUGUAAAGUUGUUCCACUCAUCACAUGACGAGUAUGAAACAAACCUCUUUCACAUAUCUGUUUGUGGUUUAGGUGGACUUAAAUGACCUUCAUAUCUGGUAUUUAUAUGGUGGACACUCACAGCACUAAUAAAAGUGACAGUUGGACUUAAAUAAAGUCGACUAAAUACAAAUUGUAUAGAUUUCAGCACAUAAAUAUUAUGGACCUUGAGCCUUUUACAGUGCAUCAGUGUAACUGCCUCCUAACAUUAUUAUUACAAUUUUCUGUAGUAUCUGUAGAAGGUAUAGAGCCAAUCCCCUGCAUGUAACUCUACAAUAAUGAAGACAUGGGUGAGACAAACUAUAUAAAAAUAUACAGUCAAUCAUAACUGGGAA